Messenger RNA from Hirsutella rhossiliensis, 645 nucleotides. RefSeq names its product prokaryotic phospholipase a2 domain-containing protein. Lineage: Eukaryota; Fungi; Ascomycota; Sordariomycetes; Hypocreales; Ophiocordycipitaceae. Gene Ontology annotation, molecular function: A2-type glycerophospholipase activity. The record is from RefSeq and is a predicted model, not a curated record. The transcript has 2 exons. Gene Ontology annotation, biological process: arachidonate secretion; phospholipid metabolic process. Bases 1 to 645 code for a protein of 214 amino acids.
AUGAGACUCUCAGUAGUUACCGGGCUUGCUCUUCUGACGGCUGUUCAGGCGGUGCCGCCUGCAGCGCCGACCACACCGCCUAUGGAACCUCAGGAACCCACUGGCGUUUGCCUAACAGUUCCGGAGAGAGUCCGGUUGUCGCCUGAAAAGCAGGUGGACAAGUUAUGCUUUAAAUGCAAUCUUGACGAAUUCGAUUCUGAGUGGGACUCGCCCUAUCGCACCCCAGGGUUUGAGUGGUGGACGGACGGUUGCACUGCGUCACCGGAUGAACCGAUGCCAGGCCUUAAUUACACCAAGUCAUGUCGACGCCAUGAUUUCUGCUAUCACACCCUCAAGAAGCAAGGUCGCUUCUACCGCAAUGUCAAAACCGAAGUGGACAACAUAUUUUUCAAGGAUAUGAACGACGCAUGCGCUAGUGUCCCAGAGGACAAGAAAAAAGACACGCCUUGGUGGAUGUUUUGGAUAUCCCCAGCUGGGGCCGCCGUACGACAUGUGAUUUUCAACUGCGACGUAUGGGCUAAUCUAUACCAUAUAAGCGUGGACAACUUUGGAAAAUUUGAAACGUCGUUGGAUGAUCCUCCGGAAGGCAAAGAGUACGAAGUUGUUGAUGGGCGAGUUCAGGAAAAGAGUGCUGUCAAGGCCUAG